AGUAUAUGCAAUUGACCAAGCAAGUCUGACUUUCUACGUUCUUUUCUGUCGUGUCCGCAGAUUGCUGUCUGCUCGCCAUCUCCGACAGCCUGGUGGAGAGAGUGCGGUACUACAUCCCGUGGCCCAGCCUCCUCAUCACAGCGCUGGUCGCCAUCCAUCCGCUCCUCCUGUACCACAACAGAUGGUGACAACAACAUUGCAUCAAGCGGGGAGCACAGCAACAGACCGCAGCAUCCUGUCCGUACAACACGGGCCUUUUGUCAGCAUGCUCAGAGGACAGGAACGCGUGAGGCUUUGACUUCACGCGACAGCAGAGGCACCAGCACCGGCAGCGCCACGGCCACCAGAGGAAGCUUCUCGUCCGUCUGUGUCGAGUGGGGAAGAUGGCCGCUAUGAAAAUAUUAACCAGUGGAGGGCUCUUCCUGGCGUUCUGCGCGAUGGGGCUGCUCGCUAUGGCAAUUUGCACCGACUACUGGUACGAGACGGACGCGAGGAGGCACCGAGAGAGGUGUAAAAACUACGCCAACAAGCGCAACGACCCAGGCUACAUCUACAUCUCGAACCACAACCUCCCCCUCCAGAUGCCUCCGAAGAGGAGGGGAGGCGGCCCGGAGGCUGCUCCUCUCUUCAGGGGCAAGCGACACUUUGUGGCCGCAGCCUCCGCGAUGGAGUCCCACUGCAGUCGGCAGUUCAAUUCAACGGUGUCGGGCCUUUGGAGGAAAUGUCAUCGGGAGGGAUUCGACCUUGAAACCGAAGACCUUAUUUACAAAGGAAUAAUUCAAAGAUGUACUCCAGUAAAGUAUCACUACACGUCCUCCAUUCUUCCACGAAAUUUACCCGUCAACAUCUCGAAGACCAUACGGCAGGAUGAAUGGCAUGCACUUCAUCUAAGAAGAAUGACAGCCGGCUUUGUUGGUAUGGCCGUCGCCAUAAUACUUUUUGGCUGGAUAAUUGGAGUGCUGGGUUGCUGCCAACAGCAUGACCUCAUGCAAUAUGUAGCUGGGCUACUCUUUCUCAUGGGAGGAACAUGCUGCAUCAUCUCCUUGUGCACAUGCGUGGCUGGAAUCAACUUUGAGUUAUCCCGCUACCCUCGCAACAUGUACGGCCUUCCGGAGGACAUUAGCCAUGGCUAUGGCUGGUCCAUGUUUUGUGCCUGGGGCGGCCUCGGCCUUACUCUGCUGGCUGGGUUCCUCUGCACCUUGGCCCCCUCCCUCAGCACGCCGGCCCGCACGGCGACCCAUAAGCCGAGGCACGAGAAUGGAACCGUGUGACAAGGCCGGGGCGACUCACCGCCGAGCGCACGAACUACACUCUUCAAAACGUGGAUGUGAGCAUCUACAACCGUUUUUGUCUCAUCACCGUCUCACCGCGCACUCAACAUCGCCAUCCCUCUCAGUGUUCAUUGUGCCUGAGUUGUGAUUGCACACUUUCUGGAACAACGAACCCACAGACUUGAAAAACAAGGACCUCCACAGGGACACCCAGAGUGCAACCUAACGUCUUUGGCGAUCAUAGCACAAGGUUUUUUUGAUGUUGUCUCUUUGGACUUGCUGACUUUAUGGCAAUCUGAAGGUGACUGUUUUACAAUGGUGCUCUCCUAAAUCCAUUUGCUACACGUACACACACUCCUACGGGCGCACACGGGCCCAUGCAGACAGACACCAGCUUUUCCACACACUCAUUUUCUGCUGAUGAAUCAUGGGAGAAAUCAUCCAAACAGAGCAAAUCACAUCAAAUGAGGCCAGAAACAUCCCGUCAGCCUUGCUCUUUUCAGUUGAGUGAAGUGCGCUGUUAUCAUUUGCGAUGGGGUGGCGGGG
Hippocampus comes (tiger tail seahorse) is the source of this 1817-nucleotide messenger RNA. RefSeq names its product transmembrane protein 276b (gene tmem276b). The record is from RefSeq and is a predicted model, not a curated record. The coding region runs from base 384 to 1271 and encodes 295 amino acids. Gene Ontology annotation, cellular component: membrane. The transcript is spliced from 4 exons. Lineage: Eukaryota; Metazoa; Chordata; Actinopteri; Syngnathiformes; Syngnathidae.